Molecule: messenger RNA, 3055 nt
Organism: Linum trigynum
Lineage: Eukaryota; Viridiplantae; Streptophyta; Magnoliopsida; Malpighiales; Linaceae
Source: the annotation of a GenBank genome assembly
CAGAGACAGAAGAGGAAAAGUUGCUGAAAGAAGAAAUAAAUCAGCUAAAGCAGGAAUUCCAGAAGGAAGCUUCAUUGGAAGAGAACAAAAAGGAAUCUGUACAGGUCACCGAUGGGGAUGAUAAAUCCAGUUUGCGAGAUGUAAUACGCCAGAAGGAGAAGGAACUAGAGACAUUGACUCGUGAGUUGGAUGACAAGCUUCGAUUUGGUCAGAAACCACAUAACGAGAGGCCUGGUUCUGGGGCAGGUAGGACUGGCGGUUUCUAUGAGAACAGACCUCCUUCUCGAACUGGAUCAAUGGAUGAGGCCAGGAGUACUGAGUUUAUGGACAGACCUCACUCACGUGGUGCACAAGAUACAUGGGCCCGGCCCAUUGAUGAUAGAAGGUCGUAUCAAGGUGGCAGGGAAAGAGGAUUUCUGGGUAGCAGAGACUUUGACAGGUGAAUGUCUAUCUAUUCUCGGUCUUUGCACCUCAUAUAGUGGCACUAGCCAUAUUUUGCAUGUUUAGUACAGUUCUUAGAACCUGAUACAUUGCAAGGGAGUUGAACUAGAAGCACAUCUAUUAUGCAUACGUCUUCAGUGGCAGUUAAGACUCUGCAUGUUGUUGUUGACACUGUUCUCGGAUAUGCACCUGCUGCCCGUAUACGGGAAUUCUGUGGAAAUUAUGCUGCAGAAAUUCUUAUCUAUCUUUUCUCGAUCUCUUGUACUGGAACUAGUUGAUCUUGAUAGGGUUAGCUUGGUAAUGGGUGGUUGUUUGAACCAGGAAUUCAUUCAUUCUCCUGAUUGCAAAUUGUGAUGAUAUGUUCCCUUAUUGCAGGCCAAGAUCAAGGGAUAGAUGGUGAGAGCAGCGACUUGCAUGGGGUUUAGAGGGAUUCCUUGGGAGCAGGUCAUUGGAUUUUGACAAGCAGAACCAAAUAAUAUCGUCUCACUUAUUUCCCUUCCUCUCUCUUGUUCUUUUUCUGUUUUGUUUUGGUGGGCGCUCUGGGGAAACAGAGCAAGGAUCAUUGAGUAUCAGCAUCGAGACCCAGUUGCUUUUUUGUUAGUCUGUUGUUUCUCUGUCUCUCUAAUCCCAAAAACUGUGUAGAACUUGCAGCCAGCCCCCUCCCUGUUCAUCUUUUCUUCCCACCAACCACCAACAUUUUUGUCUUUUUUUUUGUGUUUAAUGAUUCAAGGAGCCUGUAUUUGUUGGUAGGUAGGAAGGAGGACUCUUCCCUUUUGAAUAUUUCAUUGAACAUACUCUCUGUCAGACAUUUGGUUAGUUUUCCUACUUGAUUUUGUCAGAUAUUUUCUUCCAAGGAAUUCAAUCUGCUCUGUAAUUUGGCAUGCCUUUCUAGAACAGCCAUUCUGUGAAGUUCAUUGUUUUACAGCCCCUGUUCUCAAUUGUGUGCUUUCUUGACAGCAAAGUACUCUACAGACUCUUUCUAGCUUUCAGGUUUCACAGCUCCGUUUCUUCAAUCAUCCCUGUCUAUACUUGAUCCUUCAUGAUUGCGACUCUAAUGAUUACUCAGACGAACCAAUUGGAGGGACGAUUAGGAGUUAUAGACCUGCGUGUUGGCUUAUUUUAUUGACGACAUCUCUGAUUGUUAUUUUCGUUGCUUGAAGCAGACCACUUGCAAUACAAAUAUACAAUACAAGCUAGUAAACAAAACGAAGGGGCCACCAACUGCAGGGGUCGUAAUCCAUGAUCCACCACCACGAGAAACAGGGACUCUUUUCCCACUUCAUUUAUAGCUAACUCCAUCGAUAUUAGCCAUUUCGCACAAAUGGCUCUCCUACUUUGGGCACUUGUGCUCUCUUCGUUGCUUCUUCCAUCCACCUCUUCUUCCGCUUGCAAUUUCCCAGCUGUGUACAACCUAGGCGAUUCCAAUUCCGACACAGGCAGCCAGCCGGCUGUGUUCGGACCAGUCCACUCGCCCAACGGCGAGACUUUCUUCGGCAAACCAUCGGGUCGAUACUCUGACGGCCGGCUGAUCAUCGAUUUCUUAGCUGAGAAGCUGGGGCUGCCGUAUUUGAGCUCAUUCCUCGAUUCCAUAGAAUCCAACUUCACCCACGGCGCCAAUUUCGCUUCGAGUGGAGCCACCAUCCAGCACACCAAUGGGAAGUUGCUCGACGCGGGGUUUAACCCAAUAACUCUGGAUUUCCAGUUCUUGCAGUUCCAGCAGCUUAAAGAUAGAACCUUUGAGCUGCAGGAAACAGGUGGAGGAGGGACUACUGUGAAUCGCUUGCCAGAACCAGAAGAUUUCGGAGCUGCUCUUUACACUUUGGACUGUGGCCAGAAUGAUCUUCAUUUUGGCCUAACUGACUUGGGCGGCGAGCAAGGAGCCCUUUCUUCCAUCCCUAUGGUCAUCAGCUACUUUGUUUCAGCCAUAAAGAACCUGUACAGAGAAGGAGCAAGAACAUUUUGGAUACACAACACAGGUCCCAUCGGCUGCUUGCCAUUCUUUGUGAUUAGGUACCCUCCAAAGCCUGGAAAUGAAGACCCAAUUGGCUGCGUUAAGUCCUUCAACCAAGUGGCUCAAGAGUUCAACAGACAACUUAAUCAGACAGUCUACAAGCUAAGAACCCAGUUCCCUGACGCACUGCUCAUCCUCGUCGACAUCUACACUGCAAAGUAUUCUCUCAUCAGCCAAGCAGAACAGCACGGGUUUGAAGACCCACUUGGGUUCUGUUGUGGCCAUUUGGGGGAUGAUUAUGAGGUUAUGUGUGGGAAGAAGGGUCAGCUGAGGGAUGGUACUGUUGUGUAUGGAACUUCUUGCAAAGAUCCUUCCAAGUACAUCAGCUGGGACAAUGUGCAUUACACUGAAGCUGCAAAUCGGUGGGUUGCUGAUCGGAUCUCGGAUGGGUCGCUGUCGGAUCCUGCUGUGCCCAUUAGUGAAGCUUGUAGCAGGGCUGGAAGGUCGCUGGACACCUUGUUGUAUGAACUCUGAAGUGUAUUAUAUUCAUGUGUGUAACUAAAUUUUCGCAUAAUCACAUCAAAUAAUUAACAACUUUUUUCAAGUAAUUCCUUCAGUCUUAUCAACUAACAAGUAACAGCGCAAUAUAUUACUCGGAAUUAG